GUGCUGCCAAUCAGUGCCACCUAUCAGUGCCUGUCAGUGCCGCCUAUCAGUGCCAUCAGUGCUGCCUAUCAGUGCCAGUUAGUGCCGUCUAUCAGUGCCACCUAUCAGUGCCGCCUAUCAGUGCCAUAUAUGAGUGCUGACUUUCAGUGCGCAUCGGUGAUGCCUGUCAAUGUCAACUACCAGUGCCUCCUCAUCAGUGCCACCUAUCAGUGGCCAUGAGUGCAGCCUAUCAGUGCCCAUCACUGCAGCCUCAUUAGCACACAUCAGUGAAGGAUAAAAAUCACUUAUUUACAAAAUUUUUAUAA
Molecule: messenger RNA, 305 nt
Organism: Staurois parvus
Lineage: Eukaryota; Metazoa; Chordata; Amphibia; Anura; Ranidae
Source: the annotation of a GenBank genome assembly